AUGCACACUCGUUUAUUCUUGCCACGAUCAAUUGCAGAUCCCCUUUCCUUUCUUUUAAAUCAUCUCCCUCAGCAUAAGCACCGAAAUUCUCAGGAUGUUUCUGCUUGGUUCUAUCGCUGGCCAGUUAUGUGUACCAUUCUACAGGAAAUAGAUUAUUUAAUGCACGAUAAACUACCCCCUCCACUUCUUGAUCCAGGCAGAAAAUUACUCAACUGGUUGUCUCUUUAA
Cokeromyces recurvatus is the source of this 228-nucleotide messenger RNA. RefSeq lists its product as uncharacterized. The transcript has a single exon. Lineage: Eukaryota; Fungi; Mucoromycota; Mucoromycetes; Mucorales; Mucoraceae. Bases 1 to 228 code for a protein of 75 amino acids. The record is from RefSeq and is a predicted model, not a curated record.